AUGCGACGAUCAGCAAGGGCAAAAGAUUGGUCAUUAACAUCAGAUUAUGAAAUAAAACUAUUGCUCAACGGUGAUACAUUAACACGUACUCAAGAAAUAUCAACUUGUGAAACUUUACUAUAUGAAUUGAUCAAUUUGAAGGAAGAAUUCGAUGAUAAUGAACAAGCUUUAUCAUUCGACUUUACUACUAAAACUGGUCUUUCUUUUGAAGUUAUUUUUGAAAUAACAAAAUAUCUUUCAUUAAAUGAUGCAAUGAAUGCAUUUCCCGAUAAUAUUCUUUCUUUAGUACAUAAAUUUGAAGCAAAAGUACAUAUUUCUGAAUCUUCUUAUACAUUUAUCAAUAUGAUUAUUCAAAAAAUUAAAUUUGAACAAAUUACUUCCUUACAUCUUAAUGAUUUAUCAUUUUCAAAAAUGAAAGAAUUAAAUUCGUCAAUUAUUUUUAUAAAUGUUAUCUCAUUAACUCUUCUUAAUUAUCAAUUGAUGAAUUCAAUUAAAGAAUACAAAGUAUAUUUUCCUAAUUUAAUUCGUCUUUGUCUUUGGUAUGACAAUCAAGUUAAUUUUAAUAUAAUUAAUGAAAUCAGUUCUCAACUUUGGAGUUCAAUUAAACGAUUCGAAAUUCAUUGUGCUGGACCACUUUGUAAACAUUAUGAUAUCAAUGAACUCAAUAUGAGAUAUCUUAGAAAUUAUACAAUAGAAUAUUUUCUACUUGAUGUUAGACAUUUUCCUUUGUCUUCAUUGCAUCAAUGCUGGAAAUUUCAAGAAUUAUGUUUUUUAAUGGUAACGAUUGAUUUUAUCAGAAAAAUUCACAAUGUUCGAUAUGUUCAUCUCAUCAUUAUUAAUGAAUACAAUCUCAAGAAAUUACUAAAUGCAAAUGAAUGGACAAAAUUAGCAAAUAUAUGUCAUCAAUUGAAGAAAAUAACGUUACAAGUAAUGGAAACUAUAUCAGAAGAUCAACAAUUAACAGAGGAAAUAAUUGAAAUUCAAAGAAAAUUGUAUAAUAUUAGAAAAACAAUCAAAUUUCAAGUUAUAUGCAAGUGA
Molecule: messenger RNA, 1038 nt
Organism: Rotaria sp. Silwood1
Lineage: Eukaryota; Metazoa; Rotifera; Eurotatoria; Philodinida; Philodinidae
Source: the annotation of a GenBank genome assembly